Symbiodinium pilosum is the source of this 732-nucleotide messenger RNA. The record is from the annotation of a GenBank genome assembly. NCBI's taxonomy places the organism in Eukaryota, Dinophyceae, Suessiales, Symbiodiniaceae.
AUGGUGGCAUUCGGCAUUUUGGUCGGCACCAGUAUCAGCGCGCGCGGCCGCCUGCUUGAGCCAAUGUUGGACAUGCUGAGCAAGUCCGAAUACUGCCAUCGCACGGGCGCGGCUACCUGCAUUGUAGAGCUUCCUGCAAGCGAGCUCCUGGAAUUCGACCUGCACCCUCCACAGGCGGAGCAGGUUCUGAUGGGCUUCAUGUACAUGCAGGUUGCACGAGGCGAUCGAGCAACCAUGCGUGAGAUUCUUUGUGGAGCUCAUGUGCUCGUUCAGCGGGAUGAACUGAACACCCCAAGCGGGGAAAACUUCACGGCCUAUCAGCUUCUCCAGUCGAUGCCCGGAGCCUACAAGCGACUGUCCUCGCACAGGAGCGAUGCUCAGCAGUAUGGAAUACCGCAGGGCGAGGUCCUGCACACCCUGCUUCUCGGCGACUUGGGUGGCCACACAUGGUUCCAGUUCGAGGGCAACGGAGUGACUUCUGUGAUUAGCUGGUUACUCCACAUGGCCAACUAUUUCGAGUACAAAAUAACAGGUCGCAACAUAGGACCCCUUGGAACGUCGCAGUUCACGGACAGAUGGCCACUGGUCAUCAAGUCUCCGGUAUCUCUCGAGACGAAGGAGUGCCCCACUCUCUGCGCCGGCGCUGGUCGCGGGAAUGGCACCUUGACAGGGGUUGCUGCGAUGAGUCAAGGCUGGUCUUUGCGAGCGCUUCGAAGGCUAAGAAAGAUUUGA